Molecule: messenger RNA, 2348 nt
Organism: Fukomys damarensis (Damara mole-rat)
Lineage: Eukaryota; Metazoa; Chordata; Mammalia; Rodentia; Bathyergidae
Product: membrane metallo-endopeptidase-like 1
Biological process (GO): protein processing
Cellular component (GO): plasma membrane
Molecular function (GO): metalloendopeptidase activity
Source: RefSeq, a predicted model, not a curated record
GGCCCCACCUCCCUCUGCUGCUCUCCUAGACAGGAACCCACCCCUUGGUCAGCACACCCCAACUCCAGGACCCCCCAACCCAGCCUUCAGGGACCUGCUGUGGGUGGUGACCGCUCCCAAGUGACGGAAGGAGCCUGAUGAUGGGGAAGCCAGACAGCCCGGUGGGCAUGGUGGACAGAGCCGACCCGGCAGGGCAGAAGCGCCAAGGCUUCCUGGAGAGAGGGCUGCUGCUCCUGCUUCUGCUGGUGACGGGCGCCCUGGUGGCCCUGGGCAUCCUCUACAGCCGAACUGCCAGGAUCCUCCAAAACAUGGACCCAUCCACAGAGCCAUGUAACAACUUCUACCAGUACGCGUGUGGGGGCUGGUUGCGGCGUCAUGUCAUCCCUGAGACCAGCUCCCGCUACAGCGUUUUCGACAUCCUCCGGGAUGAGAUGGAGGUCAUCCUCAAAGGGGUGCUGGAGAAUUCCACCGCCAAGUCCCGGCCAGCCAUGGAGAAGGCUAAGCUGCUGUACCGCUCCUGCAUGAACCAAAGUGUGAUAGAGAAGCGGGACUCUCAGCCUCUGCUGGACAUCUUGGCAGUGGUGGGAGGCUGGCCAGUGGCCAUGGACAAGUGGAACGAAACCAUAGGCCCCACAUGGGAGCUGGAGCGGCAGCUGGCGGUGAUGAAACAGUUCAACCGGCGGGUGCUCAUCGACCUCUUCGUGUGGAAUGACGACCUGAACUCCAGCCGCCACAUCAUCUACAUAGACCAGCCCAUGCUGGGCAUGCCAUCCCGGGAGUACUACAUCAAGGAAAGCAGCAACCAGAAGGUGCAGGAUGCCUACCUGCAGUUCAUGACAUCAGUGGCCACCAUGCUGCGGAGGGACAACAAGCUGCCUGGGGACAGCCCCCUGGUGCAGCAGGACAUGGCACAGGUGCUGGAGCUGGAGACUCACCUGGCCAAUGCUACCACACCCUCUGAGGAGAGGCACGACGUCACCGAAUUGUACCACAGGAUGAACCUGCAGCAGCUUCAGGACAGGUUCAGCCUAAAGGGUUUUAACUGGACUCUCUUUAUACAAACUGUGCUGUCCUCCGUCAAAAUUGAGCUGCUGCCCAAUGAGGAAGUAGUGGUCUACGGCAUCCCUUACCUGCAGAACCUUGAGAGCAUCAUCGACCUCUACUCGGCCAGGACCCUGCAGAACUAUCUUGUUUGGCGCCUGGUGCUGGAUCGCAUCAGCAGCCUGAGCCAGCGGUUCAAGGACACUCGGGUGAACUACAGCAAGGUGUUGUACGGCACCAUGGUGGAGGAGGUGCGCUGGCGGGAAUGUGUCAGCUACGUCAACAGCAACAUGGAGAGCGCCGUGGGCUCCCUGUACGUCAAGGAGGCCUUCCCCGGGAACAGCAAGGACAUGGUCCGAGAGCUCAUCAACAAGGUGCGGGCUGUGUUCGUGGAGUCCCUGGACAAGCUAGGCUGGAUGGACAAGGAGUCCAAGAAGAAGGCCCAGGAGAAGGCCAUGAGCAUCCAGGAGCAGAUUGGCUACCCCAACUACAUACUCGAGGAGAACAACAGGCGCCUGGACCAGGAGUAUUCCAGCCUGAACUUCUCAGAGGACCUGUACUUCGAGAACACACUGCAGAAUCUCAAGGCCAGCGCCCACAGGAGCCUCAGGAAGCUUCAGGAAAAAGUGGACCAGAAUCUCUGGAUCAUUGGGGCCGCAGUGGUCAACAUGUUCUACUCCCCAAACCGAAACCAGAUCGUAUUCCCUGCUGGGAUCCUCCAACCACCCUUUUUCAGCAAGGAGCAGCCACAAGCCUUGAACUUUGGGGGCAUCGGGAUGGUGAUUGGCCAUGAGAUCAUGCAUGGCUUUGAUGACAAUGGCCGGAACUUCGACAAGAAUGGCAACAUGCUAGACUGGUGGAGUAACUUCUCUGCCCAGCACUUCCAGGAGCAGUCGAAGUGCAUGGUCCAACAGUACGGCAACUAUAGCUGGGACCUGGCUGAGAACCAGAACGUGAAUGGAUUCAGCACCCUUGGGGAAAACAUCGCAGAUAACGGAGGGGUGCGCCAGGCAUACAAGGCCUACCUAAAGUGGAUGGCAGAAGGUGGCAAGGACCAGCUGCUGCCUGGGCUGAAGCUCACCUACAAACAGCUUUUCUUUGUCAACUACGCUCAGGUGUGGUGUGGGUCCUACCGGCCCGAGUUCGCCAUCCAGUCCAUCAAGACUGAUGUCCACAGCCCCCUGAAGUACAGGGUGCUAGGCUCCCUACAGAACCUGCCUGCCUUCGCCGAUGCAUUCCACUGCCCCCAGGGCACGCCCAUGCACCCCAAGAAGCGAUGCCGCAUCUGGUAGCCAAGGCCGAGCUGC